Molecule: messenger RNA, 1236 nt
Organism: Momordica charantia (bitter melon)
Lineage: Eukaryota; Viridiplantae; Streptophyta; Magnoliopsida; Cucurbitales; Cucurbitaceae
Gene: ING2
Product: PHD finger protein-like protein
Cellular component (GO): nucleus
Source: RefSeq, a predicted model, not a curated record
GUUUCGUCAUCUCCUUCACAAAAUCAGGACCAGACGCUGUUUCAAAUUUUACUUCAGAAAAUCUCUCGAGUGGGCGCCAAGGGCAAACGGACUUUGGAACUCCCCAAACAUCAUCUUGAAGCCCUAGACGAGAGAGCUUUCACAGAGCUCCUCUCAACUCCAAUCAUGGCGAUUGCUCGCACCGGAGUCUACGUCGACGACUAUUUGGAAUAUGCCAGCACAUUGCCUGCCGAGCUUCAGAGGCUCCUCAACACGAUCAGAGAACUCGACGAUCGAUCCCAGUCGAUGAUAGACCAGACGAGGCAGCAGACGAGAUACUGCCUGGGAUUGUCUUCGCAGAGCUCGAAGAAAAGUUAUAACAAUAGUAAUGCUGAGGAUGAGGAGUCCGCCUUUGAAAAACUUCGGAAGGAUAUUGAGGCGAAUCAGGAUAACGCGUUGAGUCUCUGCACUGAGAAGGUUUUGUUGGCACGUCAAGCGGGCGACCUGAUAGAUAGCCAUAUUAAACGACUUGAUGAGGAUCUAAACAACUUUGCUGAAGAUCUGAAACAAGAGGGAAAAAUUUCACCAGAUGAACCUGCAGUUCUUCCACCAUUGCCACUAGUUUCAAGAAAUGAAAAGCGCAAACCAAUAUAUAUAACACCUCAAUCUAAGAGGCCUGAUUACAGAGAUCGGGAUUGGGAUAGGGAGCGUGAUCGAGAUUUUGAGCUCAUGCCUCCUCCAGGAGUCCAUAAAAAGGACUUUGCACCUUCACUUGAUGUUGGUCAGCCCAUUGACCCAAAUGAACCUACAUAUUGCAUUUGUCAUCAGGUGUCAUUUGGAGACAUGAUUGCUUGUGACAAUGAAAAUUGUCAAGGAGGUGAAUGGUUCCAUUAUUCCUGCGUUGGACUGACUCCAGAAACAAGAUUUAAAGGAAAGUGGUACUGUCCAACCUGCAAAAUAUUACCACAAUGUCAAUGAUGAAUUGCGUAGGCAAAUUUCAGAAGCCUGUGGGAAAUUCAACCGGUAAGUGUAUUGUUUCCUAUCGUUUGACAUUUUUCACUGAAACUGAAUUCGAAAUUUGCCUCUAACUGUAAGUUGUAGCAAUGGCAGUGGCUGUGAGAUCUUUUGUUUUAUUAUUUCUUGUAGUAUAGAAAAUGUAUUUUGGGGAUUGAACCUUAAAUCUAAAGAAAGAUAAGUGGCGGCUUAACCAUUGAGCUAUGCUCGGGUUGACAAUGAAAUCUUUUAUUUCAAAAGCAA